CAUACAAUCGAAGAAAGAUGAGCAACAAAGAAGGAAGUUCAAGUCAUGCAGUUUCCCAGCAAGAAAUUCAUGUAGAGGAACGCGAACCAAUACUGCCAAGAACCGUAAAAAUUCUUCUUGAUUUUGUCGAUAGAAGGCAGGAUAAAGAUAAAUUUUCAUCAAUAUUUGAGGUUCCUAGAAGGCUCAGAGAAGUCAACCCAAGCUCGUUCACCCCUCGGGUGGUCUCUAUUGGACCUCUGCACAAGGGACGUGAAAAUUUGAAAUUAAUGGAGGACAAGAAAGCGAGCUUUUUGCACGAGUUUUUGACUGGGGUACCAGGUUCCCGGGAGGAAACAUUAAAGAAGUGUGAUGAACAGGUGAGGGGUUCAGUAGACAAAAUCAGGAGAUGUUAUUUUGGGAUGAAGCCAUAUAGUGAAGAUGAACUUGUUCAAAUGAUGGUUAUGGAUGCUUGUUUCAUACUUCAAUUCAUUGAUAACCUUUCUAAAUCGGGUGAUCAACAUUCAGAGAACAGGUUGCGGAGCAGGUCUGUUGCUCUUGACUUGGUGUUGCUAGAAAACCAGAUCCCUUUUUUUGUUCUCCGGGACAUCUAUGAGCUCACAUUUAAAACUUUGGAAUCAAAACCCAGUCUUAAUACCAUGCUUCUUAAUUUACUAGAACGUGUCAAUCCGUUUUUUGAAAAGUUAAAAGUUGAAGAUCUUUCUGGCGAAGAAGAUCCUUAUCACAUUCUUGGUUUUCUACACGACUUUUACCAAAUUAAAAAUUCUAAACCGCCAGGCAUAGAAGAGCUUCCAAGAGCUCACUCUGCUGUAGAACUGCAUGAAGUUGGGGUGAGGUUUAGGCCCAAUGAAAAUGAAACCCCCAAUGAAAACAGGACUUGGAUUAUGGCUAUGGCAUUUGAACAAUCUUCCCAUAAGCCUACUCUCAGAAUGCCAAAAGUGCUUAUUGAUAAUUUCUUUGAAGUUGCGUUAAGGAACCUCAUUGCAUACGAGCAGUAUUCUACUCCGGUUAGGAACUAUGUUACAUCAUAUGCCAUGGCCAUGGAUAUGUUAGCUGCUACUCCAGCAGACAUUGCCAGGUUGGGAAAAUCAGGUGUCAUCGUCAACCACUUAGGCUCAAACGAAAAGGCUUCAAAUAUGAUAAGCAGCAUAUGCAAAGAUGUCACCUUCCUAGAUUUCUAUUACAUUGAAUCUUGGAAUGAAGCAAAAAAGUACUAUGAUAGUUACUGGUCCAAAAAUAUUGGCGUGUUGAAGCGAAAAUAUUUUAGUACUCCAUGGAAGGCGAUUGCUCUACUUGCUGGAAUCAUACUGUUUCUUAUUGCCGUGGUUCAGUUUGUCUUUAGAGUGAUAAAAUUCACAUCAUUGCGUUGAGCCAGAAUCAACCAUUCUCUACCAUUUAUUUGAAGCUUCAUCUGUUGUUCACAAUUUUACAUUCUUUUUGUGUGUUUCAUUUAUUAGUUUCAAUGUUAUGAUGUACUGCUUCUAUUUUAGUGAUUUACUAAAACAAGCCAGCCCUUAAUUUUUAAUA
Messenger RNA from Helianthus annuus (common sunflower), 1524 nucleotides. RefSeq names its product putative UPF0481 protein At3g02645. The record is from RefSeq and is a predicted model, not a curated record. Lineage: Eukaryota; Viridiplantae; Streptophyta; Magnoliopsida; Asterales; Asteraceae. The transcript is spliced from 2 exons. Bases 18 to 1367 code for a protein of 449 amino acids.